Molecule: messenger RNA, 1305 nt
Organism: Didymodactylos carnosus
Lineage: Eukaryota; Metazoa; Rotifera; Eurotatoria; Philodinida; Philodinidae
Source: the annotation of a GenBank genome assembly
AUGAAAGCGCCAUCGAAAUCGGAUUGCUGUUUAUUAUCCAUCCAUAUUUGUCCUAACGUAUCAUCAGCUGCUGUUAAAGUAAAAAUAGUCAUCAUACCCUGUUCUUUUAAUAUUAACGCGUGCGUGCAUAAUAUGCAGCCAAUUUUAAAGUUCAUCCGACGAUGUCCAUGUAGUAUUCCUGUGAUACCAAAACGAACAUUUGGGUCGGAUAUUACUACUCGUUGGCGUACAGCUUACGGUGGACGUUAUACAAUAACAUUGAUUCAUGGCGACGGAGUGGGACCAGAAUUAAUGGAACACGUCAAAGCAGUUAUUAGAUGUGUUCGUGCUCCCGUUGAUUUUGAAGAUAUCCCAUUGUCAAGUAACACGGCUAAUGACGAAAUGUUUGAACGAGCAGUAAUGGCUGUUAGAAGAAAUGGAGUAGCUCUAAAAGGAAAUAUAUCUUCACAAAAUACACUACGUUCACUCAAUGUUUUAUUGAGAACUCGUCUGGAUUUAUUUGCGAAUGUUAUUCGUUGUAAAACAAGUCCCGUGGUACCAACUCGUCAUCGAGAUAUCGACAUACUUGUAAUUCGAGAAAAUACAGAAGGAGAAUAUAGUAGUUUAGAACAUGAAAGUGUACCAGGGGUUGUUGAAUCAUUAAAAAUUAUUACACGUAUCAAAUCAAUGAAAAUAGCACGAUUUGCAUUCAAACUAGCUGAAGAAGAUGGAAGAAAAAAAGUGACAGCUGUACAUAAAGCAAACAUUAUGAAGUUGAGUGAUGGUUUAUUUAUUGAUUGUUGCAAAGAAGUCUCACAAGAAUAUCCCAAAAUUGCAUUUGAUACAAUGAUUGUCGAUAAUACAUGCAUGCAGCUGGUCAAAACGCCUUCUCAGUUUGAUGUCAUGGUUAUGCCGAAUUUAUAUGGUAAUAUUAUCUCAAAUGUAUGCGCUGGUCUUGUUGGUGGUUCGGGCUUCGUUGCUGGAAGUAAUUAUGGAGAUCAUUAUGCCAUUUUUGAACAAGGCACACGUAAUACAGGUACGGCUAUAGCUGGCAAGAAUAUCGCAAAUCCAUGUGGAAUAUUAUUUGCAGCCGCUAAUAUGUUACAAUACCUUGGGCUAGUAGAACAUUGUUCAGCUAUAAAAAAUGCAGUAUUGAACACAAUUCAAGAACAUAAAUUAAAAACGCCCGAUAUUGGUGGAACUGCAUCAACAACACAAUUUGUUGAAUGUACACUUAAAGAAAUACUCAAAUUAACACCAACCAUAGGUUUUAAUUACGAAAUGCAAGGAAAUGAUUCUGGCUUUCGUUUUCGAGAUAUUGAUUAA